AUGGAGGAGACUAGGGUUUCGUCCGAGGGCAUGGCGGUGAAGGUAGAAAAGGUGUUGAAGAUGGUAUCUCUGAUGGUGACCGUUAGAAAUGAUUUUGCAACACCCACGUAUCUCUGUUGCAGCGACGUGGCUGUACGGACGGUGUCAGAAUACGUUCCAUCGCCGACGAUGGAGAAAGGAUCUGAAAACUCCGGCUCAUCUGAGUCAAAAUCGAUGGAGAACGUCCCUUACCUCGGAACCAUCCUCACUUUACCAAUCGAAACAACCGUCGGCAAAGGUAGUUUCGAGAACAAAACCCGAGUAGCUUUCAGUGACAAGCAGACGGGUUCCUAUGGACGUGCAACGGCGACGGAGAAGGUAAUCGGAGACAAGAGUGGCUACACAGAGGUCUACAACGAGCAGAGGGUUCGUAAUGUGAGUUUCAACAACAACAAUGACAACAAGAACAAUGACAACAAGAACGUCAUAGCAUACGACCAUGGCUAUGGUGAUGAGCAUGGUGGGUAUGGGUAUGAUUCUGAUUCUGACAAUGGCGAUGGUGUUGAGUAUGGUGGGUAUGUGUAUUAUUCCGAUUCUGAUUCCGACUAUUAG
Lactuca virosa is the source of this 591-nucleotide messenger RNA. NCBI's taxonomy places the organism in Eukaryota, Viridiplantae, Streptophyta, Magnoliopsida, Asterales, Asteraceae. The record is from the annotation of a GenBank genome assembly.